UACCCUGAUGGUCCGUUAGAGGUGCAGCCCAACUUGUUCCUCUACUCAGAGCCGACGCUUGAGCAGGCGCGCGAAUUCGACUUGAUUAUCAACGUCGCGCGCGAGUUGAAGGAUUUGUCAAAGGAUAUUGCGCGCGAUAGCCGCUGCCAUGCGAAGUACAUCUUUAUUCCGUGGUCGCACAACUCGAAGCUUGUACCGGAUCUUGUGUACUUGACCGCCAUGAUUUCCCAGUAUCUCCAUCCGUUGGACACCCAGCUCGCAGGCCGAGGGGCGAAGGCGGCCUCGAAGAAGGUGUUGAUCCACUGCCAGUGUGGUGUUUCGCGUAGCGCGUCGUUGAUCGUCGCGUAUUUGAUGUACGACUUGAAGAUCGGCGUCAACGAAGGCUACAAUAUGUUGAAGGUGAGCGCGCCGCUGAUUGCCCCGAACAUGGGCCUCAUCUUCCAGUUGAUGGAAUGG
Messenger RNA from Babjeviella inositovora NRRL Y-12698, 456 nucleotides. RefSeq names its product tyrosine/serine/threonine protein phosphatase (gene CPP1). Gene Ontology annotation, cellular component: cytosol; cytoplasm; nucleus. The record is from RefSeq and is a predicted model, not a curated record. The transcript has a single exon. Gene Ontology annotation, molecular function: MAP kinase tyrosine/serine/threonine phosphatase activity; protein tyrosine/threonine phosphatase activity. The annotation marks the transcript as partial. Lineage: Eukaryota; Fungi; Ascomycota; Pichiomycetes; Serinales. Gene Ontology annotation, biological process: negative regulation of MAPK cascade; protein dephosphorylation.